Molecule: messenger RNA, 1479 nt
Organism: Tuber aestivum (summer truffle)
Lineage: Eukaryota; Fungi; Ascomycota; Pezizomycetes; Pezizales; Tuberaceae
Source: the annotation of a GenBank genome assembly
GAUUGUUGUCUUGUUAAAAUUGUAUAGAUCCCGUGUACACAACCGAAUGAAGGCCACCCUGACCUUCUUCCGAUAUGUCGCUGAUCGUGUACCGCCAAUCACUUUAUAUGUAUGCUCCUUCCUUCCCUAUCAUACCUUCCUCUAUCUUUCUUGUAUCCUACUUCCCAAUCCCCUCAUCUUGCAGCCAAUCUUUCCUCCUCCUUGCCAGCAUAAACCUGAUCCAUGGAUAACAAUAGAUAAGCAUUGUGGGGGAAGAACUCCCGAUGGGCUAAAUCCGGAAACACAGCUCGAAUCGACGUGUAUCAAUCUAGCAAUCUCCUCAUUAUCUCUGGGUUAGUCAUAUACGACGACGUCAAGUGGAUUUCUUUCCAUUCCGGUUACGAUUUUGGCUACCAUGUUAAUAUUACGAGUUGUCUCCCCCUCCCUAUGGAGGAGAGUGGGUUUCGAAACUUUCUGAGCAAGUACUUCCCGGCGCUUUAUGACAUCUAAUUUCUUAUGAAGAGUUGCCCCACUCUCAAAGGUGGGUUGCAAGACAUUGUGGAAGAGAUGGGCGUUCCGUGGGUCGGACCGCAGUGCCAGGCGGGAAGUGAUAGCCUUUUGACUGCGAAUACCUUUUUCGAGAUGGCGGGAAAGUUCUUCGACGGGAAGGCUGAUGACGCCAAGUAUCUGUAGGUUAUACGAUCCAUAUGCUUGUAUGGAUUAAUAUCGUGUAUUGACAUCUACACGCAGCGCACAAGUGUGGGGCUUUAAUGGGUCAGGAAUUCCUCCACCAAAUAUCAACAGAGUCGGAACCGUUCUUUACAAUAAUGGCGUUCCCGUGCCAUCAACUCCCACAACCGACCGAAACGGCCAGAACCCAGCCACCCCCGGGAACACGACCUCCGCCAGCAGCAGCAACAGCAGAAUGGCCAACCAGGAACCCCCAUCCGGUACAACUUGCAGUACGGAAAGAUGGGAGGAAUGUCAAUUUGCCGCUGGUUGAAGGCAUAAACCAGGAAAUCGAAAUCAAAAACGCUGAAACUACAGGGCAGGUGAAGGCCGUGAUUUUUUUUCUUCUUUCCUCUAAUUCCUUUUCCUUUUUCUAAAAAUUAUGGUUUCGGGAUUGGUUUGCUUGGUUUGAUUGGCUGGUUGCAAGUUUUUCUCGUCUCCCUGUAAAUCGGUAUUUUGUUUUCCUGCAGGUCUCUCGAAGCCACAUACAACGUUGUUUUUUCUCACAUGUCGUUAUUGGACCCUGCUUAUUUAUUUAUUUUUUUACAUUUUUUCCUAAUUGGUAGCGAUAGUGUGCUGGGUGCGGUGGUGUACUGUAAUUGUAAGGGUUCUAAGAUAUGGGAUUUACUCUGGACUGAGUUAUCUGUUGUAGCAACUCACUUUUGUUGUUUUUUCUUAAUCUAUCUAUCUCUGGGAGUGGGACAUGCCUGAUACUUGUACUGGCAUAAGCAGUCACAGUCAAUCCCCAAUGAUGUCUAUGCUAGCUCAUAC